AUGGACGCUCAAAGUCCAGAUCCAGUUGACUGGGGAGUAGACGCAAUGGUAAACUUCCUGUGCAACCCGCAAGAAGCUCCGUGGGCUAACUCUGCCACUUCUUCACGCCCGAACCUCACUGCACUCGAGACAGCACUUCGUGAUAAUCAGAUAAACGGAGAGGCUCUACUUCAUGACGUUGAUCGGGAGGCCCUGAGGGAUGACCUGGGUAUCAAACCUCUAGGUCACCGCAGUAGCGUCCUCAGAGCUAUUGAUUGGCUACGCGUUCGAUCUCCCAAGUACCAAACAUCAAAGUGGAACUCCCCUUCUUCCAACCAACCUCUUAUCACAGAAGAAAUCGUAUCACCUGUCAAAUCUCCACCCAUCGCGACUUCUGUGGAUGCGUUUCCUCACUUUGCGUCCGUUGCUCCCAAAAUGACGCCAGCGCCCGCAGUUGCAGGAAUGACUGAGCCAGAGCAGACCAUCAAGCCAAACUCUUCUUCCUCCAUCCGGCCUCAUUCACCUGAGCACCAUUUGACUGAGCGAUUCUCACCUUGCGGCAACUCCCGUUCUAUCACAACUCCUGUGGACGCGUCUAGUCAAGCACCACCCGCAACUAUGCCAGCGCCCGAAACCACAGGCAUGAAAGCAAAACGUCGGAUUGCACCCACUCUGGUGACUGAUCCUAAGGAACAGCUAGUGGGACAGGGGUUUGACCUAAUGGAGGAUGUGUCCCUUGACAAUCAAUCAAGUGAUCUCUCAUCACAUCCUGUCCUCGACCGCAUCAAGAAUUACUCUACCGAAGUUGCUGGUGAUGGCGGAAACGGGGAGGGCUCAGUUCCCGAGCCUUCUCGUGCCAAAAUUGUCGCACCAAGCACACCAACGCUGGAGUCGCACCUUUCCGCAGACAGAUCGUACCAACUGAGUGGGAAUGACUAUGACUUCUUGGCUCAGCUACUCGAGAAUUACCCCCCAGAGCCAGUGGGAAAGGAAGAUGACAUACUUCCUCUCUAUGGUGAAUCGGAUGUUGAGUACGACGAAGAGACUCAGCAAGAGAUUGAUGACGAAGAGUCGGAUUUCAUGGUUGGACUUUCAUGGGCUGAAUGCCAUGCCAUUAUCUCUGAAUACAUUGCAAAUUACGAGACGACUUGGAACGAAAAUCAACUGCCAAAGCACCGGCACUAUGCUCAAGUGGUGUGGCAGGGGGCCCGGAAUGCUCGCACAGGGAAGACUUACAAGCCCCGUGUGUUGCGAAGUCUAACUGGAUUUCUUUUACGACUGGAGACGCACAAGAAAGCCCUUAUCAAGGUCAAAUACAGAUCUAAAACUGCCUUCCUGGCUGGAUGCAAGAUCAUGGACCCUACACUGGAUCAAAUUUGCUUUGAGAAAUGGAGGCUGGAAACCAUCGAGUUGGACACGUGCCCACCAUUCGUUCCCCCGCCCCCGAGAGUUUCUCGGCCUCGGAAACGCCGUACAGUCGAUGAAGAUGCGGACGAAGAGUCUUUGGGUUCGGAGUCAGAAAUCUCAGCUGACGAGGAAGCUUCCGGUAACGAGGCUUCUGCCGACGAAUCCGACUCGGGAUUUCCAGGCGAUAUUCCAAACCGACCCCAGAGAGCUCUCUUGGGACCCACUCCGAGAGAAACAGACUUGGUCGCCCCUGGAUCUGAUGAGAGCGAGGAAGGCUUUGUUGCCAACAAAAGGCGCCGGCUUAUGGGAAGUCAAGACCAUGAGGAGGCCAAUAACCAUAUCAGCCCGAGCCAGGUUGGACCCUUUGCGGGAAUCGAAGAUCGAGAACCAUGCCCAAUUUCCAGCCUGGAUCAUGUGUCUCCCUCUACCGCAUUCCAAUUUGACUCAUCCCCGCAGGCACUACAUGAGUCUGACGUGGCAGACGAGAUGAUGGUUGAGACGCCCCCUCUCAACCCAACCUUGCCAGCUUCCUCUCCUCGAGAUGUCGAUAUGGAGGAUGAUUUCCUAGUGAAGACACCUCCCCUUAAUCCGACCAACUUGCCACAGCCAACCCUGAAGCUCAAGCUGACUCUAUCGUCUCCCGAGCCACCAUUUGGGAAUGCUGCCAAGAAUACUGCCCUAUGCCCUCUGCCCCAGAAGACUUCUUCACGAUCAGUAUCUCUCGAGAAAGAAAGCGGAGAUAUCACGAGCCCUAACAUGGACGAUAUUGACAUUUUCGACGAGAUGGUUCACAUGAGUUGGCACGAAGUUGAGUCCUCAGGAAAUCGUAUCUGGCUCCUAGCCAAACACUUGACAUGCUUGCCACGGGACGAGAACAAAUCUUUUGGGCCUUACAUGGAAGAACUCAUCGACCCUGUCUACAUGGAAGAAGUUACUGCUGCGUUGCAAGCGAUGCUCAAAAAUCAGUGGCACCUGGAGGGCAGAACCGAUGACGAGAGCAAAUCUGCAAUGUGUCUAGGUGCUUUCUUCGUAUCCUGGCACAGCUGUAAGAUGCUGACUGCCCGGGGUAUGGGCAAAGAGACGCUCCAAAGAGCCCUUGAAGCCCUCGAAGAUGACGAAGGGUUAAAAAUGUUCAUUCCAUUCCUCCAUAGGCUGAAGACGCUCUAUACUUCAAAAGGAGAGGAAGAAAUCCGGAAAAGACGUCGUUCGAAGCCGAUGGGGCCGCGGCCGCUGAGCAACAUGCAGAAGGAUGCCCAGGAACGACAAGCAAAGCAAGACCAAGCCCGCGAGCGCCUUAGGAAGGAACGUGAAAGCAAGGGCUUGAGCAACAGUGACCCAGAAGGGCAAGCUGUGACUUUCAAAGAUCCGGUCAUCUACUUACAUCCUCAAUUGGGUCGAUAUGUCAAGCCUCACCAAUUGACAGGCAUCCAGUUCAUGUGGCGAGAGUUGAUUGAAGCAAACAACCAACAAGGCUGUUUACUUGCCCACGUCAUGGGGCUGGGCAAGUCGAUGCAAGUUAUCUCCCUCUUGGUCACUAUUGCCGCUGCGGCCAACUCGGAUAACCCGGAGAUCAGUAAACAAGUUCCCGAACGCUUUCAUCGCUCGCAGACGCUUGUUUUAUGCCCUUCUUCCGUGGUGCAGAAUUGGAUGGAUGAGUUCGCGAUGUGGACACCCUACGAAAAUCAUCUUGGGCCAGUCCGGGAGAUCACUCCUCGAGGGAGGAAUUUUGAACUCCCCGAAAGAUUGAAGACAAUUCGAGAGUGGGACAGAAAUGGCGGCGUCCUCAUCAUGAGCUACGAGAUGCUUCGUAUCCUCAUUGUGAACAAGCCAGUUAGACUCGACGCAGAGGAACACGAACUCGUUCAACAUUGUCUCCUGGCGCGAUCGAACAUCAUUGUUGCGGACGAAGCCCACAAGCUGAGGAGUGCAAACUCAGCAAUCUCGCAAGUGGCUUCUCGUUUCAAAUCGACCAGUCGGAUUGCCAUGACUGGCUCACCGCUGUCGAAUCAGCUUUCUGAGUACUACCAAAUGGUUGAGUGGGUUGCGCCUGGCUACCUGGAAGAUCCGGCUACAUUCAAGAGAAAAUUCAUGGAACCGAUUCAGGCUGGAUCCUACAUCGACAGUACCAGGUCGGAACAAAGAGAAAGCUUGGUAUCCUUGCAGCUUCUCAACGGCAUCCUGGCUCCUAAGGUCCUCAGAGCUGAUACCUCGGUGCUCGCUGCUGAUCUACCCGUCAAAACCGAGUUCGUUCUCACGGUACCUCUGACGGAACUGCAGAGAAAUGCUUACGACACCUUUGUGGACUGUGCUCGAGCUGGAAGUGCGGAUGCAAGCUUGAAGCUCUGGUCAUGGUUGGCUAUCAUGCAGCUGUGUUGCAACCACCCUUACCCGUUCCGCGAGAAGCUCGCCGACCGCUUGAAACAGCAGGAGGAAAACGAAGGACCGUCCGUUCUGCCAAGAUCCAUUCAAGACGCUGGUCUUCCAAGCGAACUGGUAUCUCAAAUGGAGGCUCUUUUUAGCAAGUACUAUGAUCUGCAAGACAUCGCCCUGUCCAACCGUGCCGUCCUCCUUGACAAGAUACUGGACCUAUCCAUCAAGGCUGGGGACAAGAUUCUGAUCUUCACCCAGAGUAUUCCGACAAUGAACUAUCUUGAUCUUAUGCUGAAAAGACGCGGACGAAAGUACCAACGCAUCGAUGGCAGCACUCCCGGCGUUGAUCGGCAGGUUGCGACAAAGUUAUUCAACCAGAAUUCCGGAGAACACAUCCUCUUGAUCUCGACUCGAGCUGGAGGCGUCGGUCUUAACAUGUUUGGUGCUAACCGCGUGGUCAUCUUCGAUUUCCUCUUCAAUCCUAUGUGGGAGGAACAGGCGGUCGGACGCGCAUAUCGCCUCGGUCAAAAGAAGCCAGUUUACGUCUAUCGCUUUGUUGCCGGCGGUACUUUCGAAGAGCUUAUCUUUAACAACGCAGUCUUCAAAAGACAACUUGCCGUUCGCGUGGUGGACAAGAAGACGGUUGUACGUGAAAGUUCCAGGAAGCCGUCAACAUAUCUUACACACGUGAAAGACGUGGCAAGGGAUGAGGAGUAUGACGCCCGUGGGCGGGAUCCUCAGGUUCUUGAUAAACUCCUCGGAGGGGAAUACUGUGAGAUCAUUCUGAAGGCAACACUGUCCCACAUUCAAGACAAUGAGAACGAUCACCUCACCGAGGAGGAGUCCCGCCAGGUUGAAGACGAACUCAAAUUGGAACGACUCAAACGGUCAGAUCCGCUGGCGUACAGCGCUGAAAUGAAGCGACGAGAUGAUGCAGAAAAGGCACGCCAACAACAGGUUGCUCGCCUAAAUGGCGAUAAAACCUGGAAUACGUACGUGCAGCAGAUGGAGCAAGCCAGACAGCAACAAUCUGUCACAAUGCAGCCGCAACACCUUGCCUCUCUCAACCGUGGCCCGGUUCCAAGGCCUGUCGCGAGCAAAUCACCCUUGUCUGUCAAUAAUAAGGGGGCAUCGCAGCCUACUCCAGUCCUGACUGGGGCCAACUCUACGAUGGUCGCACCUCAUCAACUGCAGAUCCGUUCAUAUCAGCCGAGCUCGUCGUCGUUUGUACCCUCAACCCCAACCGAGCAAACCAUGCCCUCGUCUACGUACGCGCCAAGCUCGUCUUCACUGCGACAAGACAACGGUGGAGAUACUCAACUAGCCUAUGUGGUGCCCCCCGGCAAUGAGGUCAUUGUUAUUGACGAUGAUUCAACUCAUUCCACGCCGGUGAAGGGCCCAGCCAACCCCUCACAUCGCUCAGCAAUUCCUGCUGCAGACAUCUCGCCCGCUUCGCCGACUCCAAACAUACGAAGUGACGUUGCCCAGGCGAAUACCAACCAGCCGACAACGACUGCGCAGGAAGUGCCACAGGCGGCUACUGAACCUAGCCAGACUGCAACCCUAGACCUUGGCGGCGAUGGCUCAGUCGAUCCGAUCGACAAGAAUACCGCGGGAACCGGUCACGACCAGGUCACCGAACCUCGUCCUGCAGUGGCUGACCGGGAGACCCCCUUGGAUGCUAGCAACAAUGGCAUCAUGGACCUUGAGACAAUCGGGUCCAAGAAGGGAGCUGUUGACACAGCUCUCGAAACAUCCGCCACACCUCCGGGUAUGUUCAGCGAAUCCGAGGCGAUGGACAUCAGCGACGGCGCAUAG
Penicillium cataractarum is the source of this 5574-nucleotide messenger RNA. RefSeq names its product putative SNF2 family helicase/ATPase. Gene Ontology annotation, cellular component: nucleus. Gene Ontology annotation, molecular function: ATP binding; ATP hydrolysis activity; protein binding. The record is from RefSeq and is a predicted model, not a curated record. Lineage: Eukaryota; Fungi; Ascomycota; Eurotiomycetes; Eurotiales; Aspergillaceae. The transcript has 3 exons. Bases 1 to 5574 code for a protein of 1857 amino acids.